Messenger RNA from Drosophila innubila, 2364 nucleotides. RefSeq names its product loricrin (gene glo). The coding region runs from base 152 to 2053 and encodes 633 amino acids. The record is from RefSeq and is a predicted model, not a curated record. Gene Ontology annotation, biological process: regulation of RNA splicing. Gene Ontology annotation, molecular function: RNA binding. Lineage: Eukaryota; Metazoa; Arthropoda; Insecta; Diptera; Drosophilidae. The transcript is spliced from 8 exons. Gene Ontology annotation, cellular component: nucleoplasm; ribonucleoprotein complex.
GUCUUUCUAAUGAAGUUCAUUAAAUGAACUUGUUCUGAACGAUUAUUUGACGCGUGCUGCGCUCAUAUAGAAAAUUUGUGCAAAAAGUGCGAAAACAAACUAAUAAAGAAUUCAAUACAAAUUCUAAACACUCCAAAUAGCAACAACGAGAAUGUCGAACGCGGACGUGCAGUACAAUCAGGGCUUUGUUCAGUCGCAGGACAACAAUGAUGACUAUAACGAUGACAAUGAUCAGCAGCAGGACGACGACGAGCAGUACGAUAAUGAUCAGAACGAUGGCGAUGAUGACUCCAAUGUGAAGAUCGGCAGCGUCGGCGAGAGUCCUAAAUUCAUUCGGUUGCGCGGUCUUCCGUGGUCGGCCACACACAAGGAAAUUCUCGACUUUUUAGUCAAUGUUGAAGUCAUCAAUGGGUCGCAAGGCAUUCAUCUGGUUACCAGUCGUGUGGAUGGCAAAAACACCGGCGAGGCAUAUGUUGAGGUGUCUAGCCAGGAAGACGUCGAGGAGGCACGCAAACUUAACAGGGCUAGCAUGGGUCAUCGCUACAUCGAGGUGUUCACAGCCACACCAAAGGAGGCUAAGGAAGCCAUGCGUAAAACCGGCGGUCACGGUCAAGCGUUUGUUGUUAAGCUGCGCGGUCUUCCCUAUGCGGUUACGGAGCAACAAAUCGAGGAGUUCUUUGCCGGGUUGGAAAUCAAAACGGAUCGGGAGGGCAUACUUUUUGUUAUGGACAGAAGGGGUCGUGCUACUGGGGAAGCUUUUGUUCAGUUCGAAAGCCAGGACGACACUGAGCAAGCCUUGGGCCGAAAUCGGGAAAAAAUUGGGCACAGGUACAUUGAAAUCUUCCGCAGCUCAAUUGCUGAGAUGAAACGUGCCACAGGCGGCGGAGGGGGCGGUGGACGUCCGGGACCGUAUGAUAUACGUGAUCGUGGCGCUAAUCGUGGAGGCAACGAUUUCGGCGGACGAAAUGACUGGGGCAACAACAGCAACUUUGGUGUGGGCGCAAACAAUAUGUUGGGCUUUAAUAACUUGCCCAGUUUAAUGAACUCGGGUAAUUUCGGCAAUAAUUCGGGUGGAGGAGGAGGCGGCGGUGGAAGUGGUGGCGGCGGCAACAGUGGCAAUGGCAAUGGCAACAAUGGUAAUUUUGGUCAAAACUCUGGUAAUUUUGGCAAUUUUGGCAAUGAUUUUGGCGAUUUUAACAAUUUCGGAAACAAUCGCAACAACAACAAUGGCAACAACUUCGAUAUGCCUGGAAACUUUGGUAACAACGGCGGUGGUGGAAGUGGCUUUGGCAACUUUGGUAACAACUCCGGCAGUGGAGGUGGUGGCUUUAACAACGGCGGGGGCUCCGGAGGCUUCAAUAAUGGAGGAAGUGGCGGUGGUUUCAAUAAUGGUGGUGGCUCCGGUGGAGGCUUUAACAAUGGUGGUAACGGAGGAGGCUUCGGAAACUUUGGCAACAACUCCGGCGGCGGCGGAGGAGGCUUUAGCAACAGCGGCUUUAACAAUGGUGGAGGCGGCAGUGGCUUCAAUAACGGCGGCGGUGGUUUUAACAACGGAGGAGGUGGCGGCGGUGGCUUCAACAAUGGUGGAGGAAGUUUUAAUAAUGGCGGAGGCAAUUUUGGAUCGGCGGGCGGAAAUUUCGGUCCAAUUGGUGGCGGUCGAAACAAUGAUGUCGAGUACUGUACGAUCCACAUGCGAGGUCUUCCCUAUAACUCAUUUGAAAACGAUGUGUUCAAGUUCUUUGAUCCCAUUCGCCCUGCAAACGUGCGCAUCAAUUACAAUAAAAAAGGCCUGCACAGUGGCACAGCUGACGCCUACUUUGAUACAUUUGAGGAUUCACAGCUUGCAAUGAAGCGCCACCGCGAGCAGAUGGGCUCCCGCUAUAUUGAGCUAUUCUAUGAUGGCAAGACGCGUGGCGGUGUGAACAUCGGCGGCGGUGGAGGAGGUAAUGGAGGUGGUGGCGGUGGCGUCGGCGGCGGCGUUGGUGGUGGAGUUGGAGUCGGUGGCGGCAACAAUGGCGGCGGCGGCGGGGGAGGUUUCUCACGUCGCAUUUGAGCGCAUCCUUCAUUUUAAUUCCUUACAUUCACAUACGUUAAUGUAAACGCAAGUAUUUCAUAAGUUUGUGGACCACAUCCACAUCCGUCGAGUAGCACACCUCACCUACAGAUACGAGACAGAGAUUGACAAUGUCGAUAGUGCUUAGAAUAAAACAUUUUGAACGCAUAAAAAAAUACAUAUAACGCAUAAAUAAAUACUUUAUUUAAUUUAAGCAAAAUUGUAUCACUUAAUUCAAACGGCUUACACUUGUACUUAUGGAAAUCGCAAAUGUAAAGAACUUUAUUGGCCAGAAAAACCAGAAUAAUAUA